Messenger RNA from Scophthalmus maximus (turbot), 5100 nucleotides. RefSeq names its product BCL2 modifying factor 2 (gene bmf2). The transcript has 4 exons. NCBI's taxonomy places the organism in Eukaryota, Metazoa, Chordata, Actinopteri, Pleuronectiformes, Scophthalmidae. The record is from RefSeq and is a predicted model, not a curated record. Gene Ontology annotation, biological process: positive regulation of apoptotic process; apoptotic process; negative regulation of autophagy. The coding region runs from base 341 to 904 and encodes 187 amino acids. Gene Ontology annotation, cellular component: myosin complex.
CAGAAAUGUAUGGCAACAACUGCAUUUUCACAGCCUUCCCGGUCUGCAGUAUUUGCAUAACAACUGUGUCGCUGACUCUGUUCCUUUCACGUUACGGAGGAGGGGCGGGUCCCUCCCGGCCGCGAGGGCGGAGACAGUCUUGACAGAAGCGCAGGGGGGGAAAACAAACAAGCCCAGUCCGCCUCAGCGAACGUCCACGAGUGGCUGUGAUGCACAGAGGGAUAACACGUCGCUUCACCACCGCAGUCCGCAGGAAACAAGGCACCAGACGCUCGUCAAGAUACCACCGGUCACGACGGAACGCGCGCUUGCUGGCGGGAGUUUACCGCUGAGGCGUCGGAUGGACGAUGAGGAGGAAGACAUGUCACAGCCCAUCUCGCAGCUCUGGGGAUCGUCCUUCAGGGACAUCAAAUACGAAGACCAAGCCAGGCCGAUUGCAGCCGGACAGGCCCUUGCUGCCGUCACCGCUGCCGUGCCUGCGUCGCAGAGUCACAACAACAACAGCAUUGGCAUCAACAUGCCGCCCUGCAGCUUGCACUGGCAGCCCCGCAUACCCUUCCAUGGCAGCGCUGGAUUACGUUCACAUUUCCCUGCUCAGUUUGAGCCUAUGGAGGACCGGGGAGAGAGGCAGAAUGAAGAAGAGGAGGAGGAGGCAGAGGGCAGAGGGGAGGAAGAUGAAAGGAUGGCAGAGAGGGCGGAGGAGCAUGCGGGGGUGAGCGUCGAGGCGCAAAUUGGCCGUAAACUUCGGGAGAUCGGAGACAAGUUCCAACAGGAUCACGUUGAACUGUUGAUGCGGCACCAGAGACAAAAUCUGCCCGUGUGGAUGCGUCUCACGAUGGCCCUGUUUGGCUUUCUGUUUCCACGAGAGCCCCUCAUCCCACGCCUGCGAGGAGAGCAGAGAUGAAGGGGACUUCCUGCUCGGCCCCUUGCUUUCCCUCAGCAGAAACAAGGGACCAGACUUUUAAAGAUGGCACUGUAAGAUGGAACACGGGUUUGGAUUUUGUUUUUUGUUAAUUGAAUAUGAAGAGGAGAUGAAGACAACACUUGGUCACCGCUGGACGGAGACUGAAAUCAAUUUUUUUUUCUUCUUUUUUUUCGUUUUUCUUUCCUUCCUCUCUGAGAAGAAGCCAUUGCGUUUGAAGAGAUAUUUUCGAAAUAUUUGUAAGAUUACCUAUUUUGUACAGUAAACUGCUACUUUUUAUUUGGUCUUGAAGAACCUUCAUCAGUCCAGGGAAUGCCUUAUUCUCUCCUGCCACAGUACACACUCUUCUGCAUCGAGGACGUCACACGAAAGAGAUCGAUCUUUAAGAUGAGGCCACCUUUUUUUUUUGGCGACACACUGUGGACGUGGACAUUUCUGUGCUGACGAUACUGACAUCAAAACCUUAAGGACUCAAGGCACAUUUCUAAUUUAUUCUCAGAAAAAUAAUAAGCCCUGUACUUAUCCUUUACUGUUCCACACUGGCGAUUUAAAAAAAAAAAAAUGGUUGUCAUGACAUUGUGGCAUUUUAACACACUGGUGUUGCACUGUUGGUCAGUUUUGAUACGUGUUUUAGCAGCUUCCACUGUAGACGCAGGGACAUUAAAUCAGCCCGUGUCUUUUUACUGGUCUCAUCCAUCAGCCUCUCCAUCUCCAGUACCACUCGUGUUCUUAGGUCCCGCCGUGUAUAUUCGGAUCUCGUGGAUUAAUGGAUGUAUAUUUGAAUUUAGGCGUAUGUCACUUUAAGACCUGACAUCCUAACUGCGGUUACUCUUUCAAAUUUGCAGUCAUUUGUAUUUAGGAGUGUGUGCUUACUCUUUCUAAAAAUGUGCAGUAAUAGUGAAACCAAAUAAGCACAAAGUGGAAACAAGUCUCCUUCGUGGGAUUGCGAUCAGGGAACCGGGAACAAUCAGAGUGCUGAGAGGCUCUGGAUGAAUUUCAUCCCCUUUCGGAAGCCUUUCAGGAUUUCUUUCUCUGGCUGAGAGGACAAUCGCAAAUUUUUGCCCCGUUGUGUGAGAGAGAGAGAGAGAGAUGACGUUCAUCAGCAUUAUUAGGUGUGAGCAAUAUUCAAGGCAGUAGACAUGAAGACAAAUCUUAGGGAUUUGGCUGCAUUUGCAAUCAAACUGACAUCCAUAGCAGGACAUUUCCCAAAACAUGUUGUCAGUGGAACGCUCCUCUUUUAGAACGUGCCACAGACACAUUUUGGGUUAGAAACACAGAGAUGCAUUUUAAUUUUGUUUCACUCCAGGUGUAAAUGUCACGAGCACUGAUUCUGACCUGUAGUGCUAAUACACGUGCCCAAAGUUUAACCUCUGAUUCAAGUGCUUUCUUUCACCAAACUUCACUGAGAACUUGGUCAACACAGUUUGUGUACAUUUUCAAAACCCUUUUACAAACACUUACACACACACACACACACAUACGGGGAUAGGAGAGGGUUUAUACGCCCCCUGUGCGACAACUGCUACGUUGGCGUUUGUGCUACGACAGAGCUGUAAGGUUUAUCAAGGAACAAAAAGUCUUUGGAGACUUUAAAUACGAUGUUGGGUAAAAAAAAAAAUCCUCAUUUGAUGUUUUAUUUCAGUCUGUUGUAGUUUCAUGAUAUGAACUUUUGAAGACACUGAUGGUUUUUUUUUCAUGCUUUACGUUUUCUUCAGGGAGUAGUUAAUAACCCAACGCUUUUCACGAGAUGUGUUUUGCUAAAAAAAAAUCCACCUUUGAGUGAGGACUGCAUCGAUGCGUCUACUCGUCCAUCGUACUGAACAGGCAAAGACAUUUCAUGAGACCUUUUCACUUUUCGACAUCUGCGUGGAAGUGUGUAACAAGAAUGUCAGGUCCAGUGUGUUGGAUUUAGAACGGUCUCUCAGUAGAUAUUUAAUUAGUUAUGUUGUCAUCCCCUAAUGGUUGCUUAAAUCUAGAGCUGCAACUAACAAUUAUUUUCAUCAUCAUCAUCAUAUAAUUUCUUCUCGAUGAAUCGAGUAGUUGUUUUCAUUUCGCUCACACACUGAUGUUGUCAUGUUUCUACGGUAACAGACAAACCCAACCCCCGGUCUGCAGAGUUCCUUUCACAUUUUGAAUGUGUCACCUGAAGGCCACUGUGGUUUCUCCCACAUGCUGCUGGAUGCCACUAAAUCCUACACACUGGUCCUUUAACUAUGUCAAUAGCUGAACCAAAAGUUUGUUUCCUGCAAACACUGAACGCUGAGCCAGUCCAGAUAAUCGCCACGCACUCUGGUCUUCAGUCCAAAGCCUCUUACUCUCACUCUCCUGUUUAACUACUCCCUGUCCACUGAGAACAUUUAGUUUGAUUUUCUUUCUGAGAUAAUUUAUUCUAAUUUAUUUUGUGUAUAUUGGCUCAGUGUUACUGUAUAGAUGCUCUCUCUCUUGCUCAGCGUGUACAGUCCUUUCCUUCUCCUCGUUUAUGUGCAUUCAGUUGUGUACUUGAGACCUGUGUGCGUGUGAGUGUGUGUGUGUGUGUGGAGAGGUUGGACUAAAGCCAUGUGCCUCGUGUGUGUUCUCACACACAUGGUGUGAGUCUCUUUAACGAAUCACGUGAACAGCAGACAAUCAAAUGUACAAAAUGUGCCUUGUGAACAGCAGACCCCGCCACAUUAUCGCCGCCGUCAUCAACGACACUUGGCAUAAUUACCCAAAGUCACUGGUCCCAGCUCUCGUUUCACUCGGGCCCUGUGAGAUCAACGUGCUCUUGACACGAUAAGAGUUGGCACGGACAGCGCGGCUUGUUCAUCGUGCCUCGAUACGAAAUAAAAAAAAGACAUUAUCGGUUUGGUUCCUCACGUCGGCUCACGAGGCACAGGCUCAACCUCUGCCAUCUCUCAGCACGAACGGCAAGUUUCACCACGCAAAAACAUUCUCAAUUUCAGAUACGACUGUUUGCAAUCAAUGUGCACUGUAAAAAAAACAACUCUUUUUUUUUUUUUUUUUACCUGUAUACUGUAUUUUGCACCUCUCUACUUUCUACUCCUGUGCUGAACUUCCCCCUCUAGAUUCUUGAAACUUUUUAACACCUGUAAAAAUGCUGGAUUGGCCGAGUUCAUCGGGGGUUUCUGUGCUUUAUUAUCUACGAUCUAGCAGGGAUGUGGGUUUACAUUUGAAGGAGGAAUGAGCCACCAUGGUGCCCAGUAUUAUUUCUUAUGUGAGACGGGUUGAACAGCCACUCGGUCAGUGUGGUGUUGAUGUGAGCCACUGUUGCAGCCCUGACUCAAGUGAAACAUUAUAUUAUGCGUUCAACCUUCAGUGUCUUUACUAUCAAAUUUCUUCAAUCAGUUUUUUUUUUUUUUUUUAAAUAUCCAAGAAAGAGUGCAUCUUAUCUGUCAAGUGCUAAGUGAUUUGGUGUUUUUAUACAUUAGACAUGAAUUUGACACAGCUAUUGUUGCUAUCUUUAUAUAUUAAAACAUUUGCAAAAUUUUUCCACACCUUUUGUAAGAGGACGAAGAACUACAACAUGACUUUUUUUGCUUUUCUAUGACUGCUUUUUUUUUUUUUUUCUAGUGUUGUGGCAUUUUGAAUUUUGGAUAUUGCCAGUUCUGCUGUGUCACUCUCAGUUCAAGGGCUUUUUUCAAUAUAUGUAAAUGGAGUAAAAAAAUGCAUGUCCAACAUUCCGGGGGAAAAAAAAUCUGUAUCCUAAGGGUUUGAAUGUAAUUUAAUGGAGUGAAAACCACAAUAUCUCUUUUAAUACAUGAACUGAACAGUGGAACUUAUGUCUGGCUCCCGUGCUGUGCGCGCGCAGGGAGUUUGUACUGUCUUCACGUUGCUUUCUUUACAUUCAGAGUGGUCUCAAGGAUUUCACAUUCAUGUGCUCUAUGAAGUGAGACCCAGUCCAGAUGUAGCAGGUUUUUUUUUGUUUUUUUUGUGAAAACAUUGACUGUGUUAUCUUUGGGACCGCUCUGUGUCUGCUGCACGGUUUUCAUACAGCGCAGGACAUGGAGCGAUGGAGGGAUGGAGGCGGACCGGGGAUGUUUGUUCUUUUUCUAGUGCAAUAUGCUGUACAUAAGAGCUUGGCUCUCGAAAAAUCUUACAAUUUCUCUUAAUUUCUUUUGUUGUUAAAUGGGUACAUUGCUGUUUCUUAUUUUUCAUUAAAACUUUAUGGACAAUUGAAA